This is a messenger RNA of Gekko japonicus, 924 nucleotides long. Its product is annotated as olfactory receptor 8S1-like. Gene Ontology annotation, molecular function: G protein-coupled receptor activity; olfactory receptor activity. The record is from RefSeq and is a predicted model, not a curated record. NCBI's taxonomy places the organism in Eukaryota, Metazoa, Chordata, Lepidosauria, Squamata, Gekkonidae. Gene Ontology annotation, biological process: G protein-coupled receptor signaling pathway. The coding region runs from base 1 to 924 and encodes 307 amino acids. The transcript has a single exon. Gene Ontology annotation, cellular component: membrane.
AUGGAAAAUCAAAGUAUAGUAACAGAGUUUAUAUUAGUGGGAUUCUCCAAGGAUCCACAGAUGCAGAUUUUUCUGUUCCUGAUUUUUCUCCUAAUAUAUGCCAUGACACUGUUAGGAAACAUGGCAAUCAUGCUGGUGAUCAGGGUGGAGGCUAGCCUUCACACCCCUAUGUUCUUCUUUCUUAGUCAUCUAGCCUUUGCGGAUAUUUGCUACUCCUCUGUGACUCUCCCAAAGAUGUUGAAAAAUUUCACAGCAAAGCAGAAAACCAUUUCCCGGGAAGGAUGCAUUGCACAGAUCUUCUUCCACUUCCAGGCUGGUUGUGCUGAAGUUGCUCUGCUUUCAGUGAUGGCCUAUGACCGAUAUGUUGCUAUAUGUGCUCCUCUGAAUUAUUCAAGAAUCAUGAUGCAGCAAACAUGUAGACAGCUAGUGGGGGGAGCCUGGACAGCAGGUACUUUAAUGGCUAUGACCAACUCAUUGCCAUUAGCAGAGCUGUGCUUCUGUAGAGAGAACACCAUCCACCACUACAUCUGUGAAAUUCCAUCCCUCUUGCUCUUGUCCUGCAGUGAAACAUACACUAAUUAUAUGUUGACAUGUAUCACUAGUAUUAUAUAUGGCUUAAUGGCUCUUUCCCCCCUAAGCAUCUCUUAUAGUUACAUCAUCUCCACAAUCUUGAGCUCUCACCCAGCAAAGAGCAGGAGCAAAGCCUUCUCCACCUGCAGCUCCCACAUCAUUGUGGUCAGUUUGUUUUAUAUUACAGCUUUUUUCCGGUACUUCAUGCCAAGUUCUAAAUCCUCCAUAGUCCUGGAAACAGUGGUUUCAAUCCAAUAUAGCAUUUUAACUCCCUUGCUCAACCCCAUCAUAUACAGCUUGAAAAAUCAAGAAAUUAAAACUGCUCUGGGAAAACAAAUUAGAAAACAUAGGUAA